UUCUUCGGACGUAGUCAAACACGAAGGUUCUCUCCUGGAGAAUCGAGUUAUAUUACAUUUUAACGCAAUUGUGCACUCGCAUCUCGUAAGACUUUAGCUGCCUCCUAGAUCGGGCCAGGUUGUUAUCAAAUCACGAUGGCACAACUUGUAAGAGCGAUAUACGAUGGCUAUCGAGACCUAAUGGACAACAAGAGCGACCCAAGGGUCAAUAAUUGGCCAAUGAUGAGCAGUCCAUUCCCGACCAUUUUCAUCUGCCUAUUUUACGCUUACUUUGUCAAGGUUCUAGGUCCUAAGCUCAUGGAAAAUCGCAAACCUUUCAAUCUCAGGAAGGUCAUGCUAUUCUAUAAUCUCUUCCAAGUGAUAUUAUCCACGUGGUUGUUUUACGAGUCCUUAGUAUCUGGAUGGGGAGGUCACUAUUCGUUCCGUUGUCAACCGGUAGACUAUUCGGACGACCCGCUGGCAAUACGAAUGGCACAUGGCUGCUGGUGGUACUACUUCUCAAAAUUCACCGAAUUCUUUGACACUAUAUUGUUUGUAUUGAGAAAGAAGAACAAUCAUAUUUCAAUAUUGCACGUGAUUCAUCAUGGGUGCAUGCCAAUAUCGGUUUGGUUUGGUGUCAAAUUCACUCCUGGCGGUCAUGGCUCGUUCUUUGGCAUGCUAAACACAUUUGUGCAUAUUGUGAUGUACUCAUACUACUUUUUGGCUGCUCUCGGACCGAAGAUACAGCCGUAUCUCUGGUGGAAGAAGUACCUGACUGCGCUACAGAUGGUCCAAUUCGUCCUGGUGGUACUCCACGCUUUCCAACUUCUCUUUAUCGACUGCAACUACCCGAAGGUGUUUGUCUGGUGGAUCGGGCUGCAUGGCGUCAUGUUUUACUUCCUGUUCCGCAACUUCUACAACCAGUCAUACGGGAAGAGAAAAUCUCCCAACGCAUUAACGAAGAAGGAAACGGAGAGCCAGAACGAGAAGAAACAGCAGAACGACGUAAACGAGAACGGUAAAAUAUACGCAAACGAAUACAAAAUGGCAACCGGUUACAUCUCAGACAGUGGCCUCAGAAAUCGCGUGUUUAUCGACAACCGCGGUUUCCAAAAAUAAAAUGCUAGCCAUCAGUCUAAAUCGCAUUAUGUGAACAUGAAUUUGUGUUCAACGAAUCCAUCGAUAUAACAUAAGCGGGCAGAUUUUAUCGUCGUACAAUAUCGAGAAUAUCUCGUCACAGAAUAUAGAAAGGUGAUUGAAAACGUUCGAUUUUCGAUAUCUAAUUUUUCGGAUUCCCCAAGUAACUCACCUGUUACCUUCUGCGCGGAUAAGGAUGCGUUUGAAUAUAUUACGAACACUAGCUCACUUCCUGUGUGUAUUCUGUGUCGCGCGUGUAGAUUGUGUGAUUCUACGAUUUAUGUGAUUCUAUGUGAACGUACAUAUGCAUGAUACGUACCGAAGAAUGUAUGAGACAGAAUGACGGCGAUACUCAGCCACACCUAACUGUCAUCAAUCUAGGGUUACGAGAAAUUGCCAAAUUUUUCUUUCUAAGCUCUUAUCGUCUGUCGUGAAACUUUGUAAAUUCGGAACAGAGGUUACUUUGUAUCUGGAGCGUCAACAACAUGGCAGCGUAACUAAGACCGGUUUCACACGGCGAUACGUGUAUCGUAUGAGACAUAGUAAAUAUCGCUGACGAUACUUUUCGUACAAAGUUAGCAGAUCAAAGAACGAUCGACGCGGAUGAUCCAUAAGCACAAACGAGACUGUAUAUUUUAUUCCCGGGAGUGUAUCUCAUACGCGUAUCGCGGUUGUAGCUCAUGAUGUGAAACAGGCAGCGCCGAUCUAGUCGUAACGAACGUUACGGACUUCGUUGCGAUUCAGCAACGUUCUUAUUGCUCAAUUCAUCUAACUAAUUAACUUCUAUGUUCUAUUUUCUCCGUGAUUUGUUGUAGAUCUUAAUCACUCGGCGGCACACGACUGAUACGAGCGACAUUUUACCGCGUGAACUCGCUGUGAUCAAAUGUCUUUCCUUGUUUUGCUAUAAAGAACAACAGAAGCAGAUGACUGCAGCGUUAGCGGACGGUAAAAUUUCGCUCAUAGAGUUCCCGUGUCAUUAGAACUAUGCGUCCUAUCGCGAAUGCAAAUCAAUCUCAGAACUAAGUAUUGCUCGCGAGCAAUCGACAAACCGGAUCGUUUUUUUUUUUGUUGUUAUUGUUGUUGUUUUUACACGUAUUCAACGAAUGUUGUAUUGACUAAAUUUUGUAGAUCUUUCGAGAAAAAUGUAUCUUGGUAGAAAAGCGCUAUUUUGGCAUUAGAAACUUUGUGAUCAACAGUCGAACGAACAGUUGAAAUUGCAUGGUAUCGUAUCUCGAUUGCGAUUACCUGCUUUUUCAAAUAUGGUUAGCUUGUUUUAGUUAUUAAGUAUUCUGUACCAUCGACUUCUGCAGCAGGCGUGAGUUAUAGAUUGAGAACAUUAGAAUGCGAGUGUUGGCACACAUUGCUAAUUUGUUUAUAAUUUGAUAUCUUUUCCCUUAAGAGUUUACUGUGAUAGUUACCGGUCGACACGUAUAUCCGUUUACAACCAAUUUCUAAUAAGAAUGUAUACACACACUCUUUAUUAUCCGUUUAUAAAAGAAAAAAAGCGAUUCGAGAGACGUCGAUUGAACAAUACUAAGUGGAUACAUAUUCAAUGCAUAGAAUAAGUAAAUUUGUACAAUACAGACUAAUAGUAAUAAAUGAGAGAUGUAUUUAUUUUAUGAUUAAAUUGUGUGAUUUUUAACGAA
Messenger RNA from Bombus pyrosoma, 2762 nucleotides. RefSeq names its product elongation of very long chain fatty acids protein AAEL008004-like. The transcript is spliced from 5 exons. Gene Ontology annotation, cellular component: endoplasmic reticulum membrane. The record is from RefSeq and is a predicted model, not a curated record. The coding region runs from base 136 to 1098 and encodes 320 amino acids. Gene Ontology annotation, biological process: very long-chain fatty acid biosynthetic process; sphingolipid biosynthetic process; fatty acid elongation, monounsaturated fatty acid. NCBI's taxonomy places the organism in Eukaryota, Metazoa, Arthropoda, Insecta, Hymenoptera, Apidae. Gene Ontology annotation, molecular function: fatty acid elongase activity.